Molecule: messenger RNA, 1041 nt
Organism: Camelina sativa (false flax)
Lineage: Eukaryota; Viridiplantae; Streptophyta; Magnoliopsida; Brassicales; Brassicaceae
Source: RefSeq, a predicted model, not a curated record
UCCUCUUCUUACUUGAGCAUCAAGGAAGAUGCUGUUGUCACAACCAAGAAGCUCAUGGAACCCAGCAAAACCCUAAGCGUGAGCAUGAAACCAAAAGAAGAGGAGCUUGGUGAUGAGAAGAAAAUUUCGAAGAAAGCUUCUGAAGAACCAGAGAUUGGUGUGUUUGGAGCUGAGAAGUACUUCAAUGGAGACAUGGAUUCAGACCAAGGCUCUAGUGUUCUGUCUCUGUCUCUGACAAACCCUGAAGUUGAGAGAACCAUCGUCCUCGAUUCAAAACAGAGCGCAAAGAAAUCUACUGGAACUCCUAGUGUCCGGUCUGAAUCAAGCUGGAAUAGUCAGAGCGUGUUGCUUCAGAACAAAUUGGUGAAUAGCUGCAACAGUUCCUUGCAGGAGAAGAACAACAACAACAGUAGUGGUCAGAUUCAAAAGGUGAGUAAUAAUAAGAAGAGUUUCCUCGCAAAUCUGGGGUGUAAAUGCGCAUGUUCUGAUGGUAACUCAGUAGAUGUCGACGAGAGCAUCUCGGUGAAGAGAAGCUCUGAUCCGAAUAUCUCUGUUUUCACAAAGAGGGAGAUCGAGAAUCAGAUGAGUACUUCUUCUGCGAAUAUGAAGUCAGACCUGAUCAGGAUUCAGAAGCAAGAAGAGUUAUCGCAGAGGAAGUCACUUGAAGUGUUUGGAUCUCCUAUAAAUAUUGAGAAGAAGAGGAUUGUUGUUCAACAGAAACUCGCAUUGCGUCCAUGGGAAUCAAGAACAGAGGAGGAAGACCAAAAAAGUGAAGGGAGUGAUACAAGCGCGGAUCUUUUCGAGAUAGAGAGCCUUACAGGGAAACCUAAACCUUUUCUUACGAGGCAAGGAAGUGAUCCAGCUUCACCUACGUGUUAUGCUCCAAGUGAAGUAAGCGUAGAGUGGAGCAUAGUGACAGCAAGUGCAGCAGAUUUCUCUGUUAUGUCGGAAUGUGCAACAAGUCCUGUAAGAAGAAGCAACCGAUCUUCUCAGAUUCCUCGAAUCCCUAUCACCGCUAAAUCAUCAGCACCGGGUUCAUAA